AUGUCGUCCACACACGAAAUCAACCCAGAUGAGCUGGAGCGCUUAUUGCUCGAUGAAAACUCCACGGACGAGCAGCUCGCGUCCAUGAAAACGGCAUUAGAGCACCUUGCCAAGAAGGUUGAUAGCCUUGCAAGUAAGGAGUUGCCACAGGUGCGUGCCUCAACAGAAAUCAUUGAAAUGAGAUUGGCAAGUCUACGAGAGUGUCCUGCACAGAUGUCACAGGGAGUUUCAACUAGAACCGCUAAGCAGCUAGAGGAUCUCGUAAGCUCCAGAAUAAAUGAGGAGUGCGACCUCAUAGAGCUGGAGCUGCAGCGGUUGAAGGGGUUGGAACAGGAGGCAUACGCUUGCAAAGAGGUAGUAUGCGAGACGCUCGCAUUAGUACUGAAAGCAAGGGCGUUGCAGAGUGACACUGUGAAGCAGAGAGCUGAGCAGCACGGGAAUGUGCUGUCGUAUAAGGUUGAAAAUAAAGCCGCACUUGGACAAGCGGCAUCUCAGAGUAAACAUUCUGAUGGUUUUCGCUUUCAGAACGCUGAGGCAGGAGGCAGCGGAAACGCGACAGAGAUAGCCUAUGAGCAGCUGAAUGUAAGCGACUUCGAUCAUGUCGAGUACCACCUGAACUUCGAUCCAGUCGCUGCUGCUCAAGCCAGAAAAGAUGACCGACUACAGGCCGAGGACCAGGGGCUCGAGCCAAUCGUCGUCGAUGACGUUCCGAAGCCCAGGCUCCAGAAUAAGCUGCUUAACCACUUGCUGCUUUCAAAAUUGGACGGGUACCCAAAGGCAGUAGCUAAGGCACUACCUAAACACAUAAGGGAAGGCAACUUCGACGACUUAGUCAAUGCAAUGAGGUCGAAGUUUGAGCUCUACACGACCAUGGAAAUUGCUCCAAAAGAAGCGGCCUACGAAAUGGUCAAAGCCAUGGCGCAAAGAUGCGAGAGAAGUAAAGAAGUGGCGACAGCAAUGAGGGAAGCUUCUGCAGGUUAUAAUCGAAGUCGUGAGGAACGAAAAAGACGCAUGGCUGGUCAAAAGUUUAGAGCGAGUAACGCAGAGAACCCUGCGUCAACACCAGCAGGCGCAGAUGACGGAAAAGAAGCGCGAUCAGAAGGGGAACACCGGAAACCCCUUGUGAAAUGCUAUAACUGCGACAAGCAGGGGCAUUUGAAAAAGGAUUGUACACUCCCGAAAAAAGCAGCCAAGGAGAAGUCCGCAAACGCUAAUCAACAAGCAGGGACAGCGAGAAUAUUCACUGCAUCCCUGAAGAAGUGGAUCUGUGGUGCAGUGGAGGCUGCGGAUAAGAGCGAACUUGUAGGAGAACAAACAGUAACAGAAGUUCAUCUCCUUGGAAUGUCAAGGAAAGCCUUGUUGGACACGGGUUCCCAAAUCAGCAUCAUACCACUGCGAAUGCUCCAAACAGCUUGGGAGUCAGGUUUUGACUUGGACGCUGAUGUGGAAGAAAUACCACUGGAACAGAAGAAGCAGGUAUUCGAUGCGUCGGGCAACAAAAUGUCCUUCAAGGGAGCCAUCAGGCUAACCCUGCAAAUUGACAGCGGAAGGAAGGAGCGUAUCGCUCUGUUUGUCAUGUCUGGAGGAGAUGGCAUGAUUGUUCUCGGAACAAAUGCACUUCAGAAACUUGGUUAUGGCCUCAAUCACCAGAACCAAACAACUCCGACACGAUUUUACACUGUCGUAAAGAAGCCCCGUAAAGUAAGUGAGGGGACCAAGAAACGGCAGAAGGAAUCUUCUAAUGAUUGCCUCCCAGUCACAAUUGCCAAAAGAGUAUACCUACGCCCGGGUGAGACGAAAUCGUUACGUAUUCGGUGCGAUGGCCCAACGCAGGAGGGUAUCUUCUGGUCUAAGGAGCACCUGCUUCCAGAUGUCAUAUGGAAAGGUGGAAAUCAGGCAGCAAUACUACCCAUAACAAAUACCUUUGCAGGAGCAAAGAUUUUCCGAGUAGGGGAGGAGGUGGGAACCUUCGAGCCUACCGAAGUUGUGGAAGUGCAGCCUGUCAAAUACUCCGGAGACAUGUUGCAGCGCACCGUGGAGGUAACUGGAGAUCGUGAAGAAAAAUUGCUCAGGUUACUGCAAAGUAACAGGACAAGUGAGGAGUGCAAUGAAGCACUGGAGAAGCUUGUCAGGCAUUACGCUCAUGCUUUUGCAGUAAGUGAACAAGAGCUCACUCAAACAACGCUAGUGGAACACAGUAUUGAGACCGGUGAUGCAAUGCCCAUUAGGCAGAAAGCCCGUCCGGUGCCACUAGGCACGCGAGUGGAGCUACGACGCAUUUUGCAUGAUCUGCAAGAACGAAGGAUCAUCGAGCCAAGUAAAUCGAGUUGGGCUUCGCCCAUCGUGACGCUGAUCUCCAUCGAUCACCCGCUGAAUUUGCGUCGUAAAUGUGAAUGUGGACUGUUCGACCAGAUGGCGCACGUGGCCAUUCCGACUCUCAAGCACCCGAUGGCUCGUUCAAAAAGGGUGUCGGACAUGUUUCAAUUAGCCAACGUGGCGUCGAUUUCAGAAGAGGAGUGCUGGGGAGACGAGCGUAAGGAGGAGGAGUUGCGUAUGAAAAACUCCCAAUUCUUGUCGCCAUACGGGCUGGCGUUAGCGAUGCAAGCCCAUCGACGAAGAUGCCACAUCUACUCGGAAGCCAUUGAAGCCGCGCAGGGGAUGCGCUUCGAGCAUCCCGCUUUGUUUCCGUGGGCCGUGAAAUAUGAUGUCGGUGCCCACAUCACCACUGCAUUGGCGAUGCUAAAAACACAUCAACCCCUGCCGUCGUCUUUUGGAAGAGUCCACACCGAAGUGGACUACGGCAGCGAGAUGAUCGUGUACGUCUAUCAGGACUGGGAGUUGCUGGCCCAGAAAUUGCUGGAGGUCAACAUCGUCACAGCAAUUAUACUCGUAUGGCCAGAUAUAAUGCCGUCGGGAAGAUCGAUGAGGCAGGUCCUUAUAGCGCUGGAGCGCCACCUGCAGCCAGGCGGGACGCUGCUAUUCUUCCCCAGUCCCUAUGAGGACAGUAAUGUGACGGAAUGGUCUAAAAUGGGACGAGUAUGUUCCGAGUUCGUACGCUUUAUGACGACUGCCGACCGAGGUUUUGAAGCCAUCGUCCGGGAUCACUACACCGAAGUUUUGGAGUCGGCACCGUAUACUCAUCCCGCAAUGUGCCUUGGGACAGACCCAAGAUUCAAGCGAUCACCGUUCAAUGGCAGACAAAUUGUACUGUUCUUGGAGAAGCUGCGCGUCACGAUAGCUGAUAUCCUGAGACUGCGAGAGUUCAAAGGCCGCCUUCAAACGAGCUGA
Messenger RNA from Ostertagia ostertagi, 3288 nucleotides. Lineage: Eukaryota; Metazoa; Nematoda; Chromadorea; Rhabditida; Trichostrongylidae. The record is from the annotation of a GenBank genome assembly.